AUGGCGGGGCAGCAGUUCCAGUACGAUGACAGCGGGAACACCUUCUUCUACUUCCUCACCUCCUUCGUGGGGCUCAUCGUGAUCCCAGCCACCUACUACCUCUGGCCCCGAGACCAGAAUGCCGAGCAAAUUCGAUUAAAGAAUAUCAGAAAAGUGUAUGGAAGAUGUAUGUGGUAUCGUUUACGGUUAUUAAAACCUCAGCCGAAUAUUAUCCCUACAGUAAAGAAAAUAGUUCUGCUUGCAGGAUGGGCAUUGUUCUUAUUCCUUACAUACAAAGUUUCCAAAACAGACCGAGAAUAUCAAGAAUACAAUCCUUAUGAAGUAUUAAAUUUGGAUCCUGGAGCAACAGUAGCAGAAAUUAAGAAACAGUACCGUUUAUUAUCACUUAAAUAUCAUCCAGAUAAAGGAGGUGACGAGGUUAUGUUCAUGAGGAUAGCAAAAGCUUAUGCCGCUUUAACAGAUGAAGAGUCCCGGAAAAAUUGGGAAGAAUUUGGAAAUCCAGAUGGGCCGCAAGCCACAAGCUUUGGAAUUGCCCUGCCAGCUUGGAUAGUUGACCAGAAAAAUUCAAUUUUGGUUUUACUUGUAUAUGGAUUGGCGUUUAUGGUUAUCCUUCCAGUUGUUGUGGGCUCUUGGUGGUAUCGCUCAAUACGCUAUAGUGGGGACCAGAUUCUAAUACGUACAACACAGAUUUAUACAUACUUUGUUUAUAAAACCCGAAAUAUGGAUAUGAAACGCCUUAUCAUGGUUUUGGCUGGAGCUUCUGAAUUUGAUCCUCAGUAUAAUAAAGAUGCCACAAGCAGACCAACGGAUAAUAUUCUAAUACCACAGCUAAUCAGAGAAAUUGGCAGCAUUAAUUUGAAGAAAAAUGAGCCUCCACUUACCUGCCCAUAUAGCCUGAAGGCCAGAGUUCUUUUACUGUCUCAUCUUGCUAGAAUGAAAAUUCCUGAGACCCUUGAAGAAGAUCAGCAAUUUAUGCUAAAAAAAUGCCCCGCUCUACUUCAAGAAAUGGUUAAUGUUAUCUGCCAGCUCAUAAUAAUGGCGCGCAGCCGGGAAGAAAGGGAGUUUCGCGCUCCAACUUUGGCAUCCCUAGAAAACUGCAUGAAGCUUUCCCAGAUGGCUGUUCAAGGCCUGCAGCAGUUUAAGUCUCCUCUUCUGCAGCUCCCUCACAUUGAAGAAGACAAUCUGAGACGGGUUUCCAAUCAUAAAAAGUACAAAAUUAAAACCAUCCAGGAUUUGGUGAGUUUAAAAGAGUCAGAUCGUCACAGUCUAUUACACUUCCUUGAAGAUGAAAAAUAUGAAGAAGUUAUGGCUGUCCUUGGGAGUUUUCCAUAUGUGACCAUGGACAUAAAAUCGCAGGUAUUGGAUGAUGAAGAUAGCAACAAUAUCACAGUAGGAUCCUUAGUUACCGUGUUGGUUAAGUUGACAAGGCAAACAAUGGCAGAAGUAUUUGAAAAGGAACAGUCAAUCUGCGCUGCAGAGGAACAGCCAGCAGAAGAUGCGCAGGGUGAUAUUAAUAAGAACAGAACAAAAGGAGGAUGGCAACAGAAGAGUAAAGGACCUAAGAAAACUGCUAAAUCAAAAAAAAAGAAGCCUUUAAAAAAAAAACCUACGCCUGUGCCAUUACCACAGACAAAACAACAGAAACAAAAGCAGGCAAAUGGAGUUGUUGGAAGUGAAGCUGUGGUAAAAGAAGAUGAAGAAGAAGUAUCAGACAAAGGCAGUGAUUCUGAAGAAGAGGAAACCAAUAGAGAUUCCCAGAGCGAAAAAGAUGAUGGGAGUGACAGAGACUCUGACAGAGAACAAGAUGAAAAACAAAACAAAGAUGAUGAAGCGGAGUGGCAAGAACUACAACAAAGUAUACAGCGAAAAGAGAGAGCUCUCCUGGAAACUAAAUCAAAGAUAACCCAUCCUGUGUACAGUCUUUACUUUCCUGAGGAAAAACAAGAAUGGUGGUGGCUUUAUAUUGCAGACAGGAAGGAACAGACAUUAAUAUCUAUGCCAUAUCAUGUGUGUACACUAAAAGAUACAGAAGAGGUAGAACUGAAGUUUCCUGCACCUGGCAAGCCUGGAAAUUAUCAAUAUACAGUGUUUCUGAGAUCAGAUUCCUAUAUGGGUUUGGAUCAGAUUAAACCAUUGAAGUUGGAAGUUCAUGAGGCUAAGCCUGUGCCAGAAAAUCAUCCGCAGUGGGAUACAGCAAUAGAGGGAGAUGAAGACCAGGAGGACAGCGAGGGCUUUGAAGAUAGCUUUGAGGAAGAAGAGGAAGAAGAGGAAGAUGAUGACUAA
Molecule: messenger RNA, 2283 nt
Organism: Oryctolagus cuniculus (rabbit)
Lineage: Eukaryota; Metazoa; Chordata; Mammalia; Lagomorpha; Leporidae
Gene: SEC63
Product: SEC63 protein translocation regulator
Biological process (GO): SRP-dependent cotranslational protein targeting to membrane; post-translational protein targeting to endoplasmic reticulum membrane
Cellular component (GO): Sec62/Sec63 complex
Molecular function (GO): RNA binding; transmembrane protein transporter activity
Source: RefSeq, marked inferred